Lindgomyces ingoldianus is the source of this 1500-nucleotide messenger RNA. Its product is annotated as MFS general substrate transporter. Gene Ontology annotation, biological process: transmembrane transport. Bases 1 to 1500 code for a protein of 499 amino acids. NCBI's taxonomy places the organism in Eukaryota, Fungi, Ascomycota, Dothideomycetes, Pleosporales, Lindgomycetaceae. Gene Ontology annotation, molecular function: transmembrane transporter activity. The transcript has 7 exons. The record is from RefSeq and is a predicted model, not a curated record.
AUGGACUUCCGCCGCAAUUUUCCUAGCACGCUUAAUUCUAUUCUUGCUAACCUCAUCGCAACAUGGAGAACCUCGAGCACGGAAAACAGGCAUCUUGGACGCUUACGGAGCCAGAUCGAGAAUUAUGAUGCCACAUCGCGAGAGCCACGACCUAACAAGCCGCUUGCCUUCUACAUGUCCUUUAUCGCUCUCCUGAUCAUGGGAUUCAUUUGCGCCACGGUGCUUGGUGUCGCGAUACCUGUAAGUUGUAUUUUCCGGACCUCCUUUUACUCAUAUACUUACGUUGGGCAAGGAUUCUGGGCUAGUACCUCCUUCUUACUUGCAGUGGUCAUUGUUCAGCCUCUCUACACCAGCGUAUCCAACGUCAUGGGUCGCAUGAUGCCCCUGUAUACCUCGUACUUUUUCUUCAUUGUUGGGUCGAUCGUCUUCGCCGUAGCACAGAAUAUGACUGGGCUGAUUGCGGGGAGGGUUCUAGGAGGUCUCGGCGCUGAACGACCAAUAUACCUUGGCUACUUCUCCAUUCCCAUGCUAGGAGGCACCGUUCUUGGUCCAAUCCUUGCUGGCGCUUUCAGCCAGUACGUCACCUGGAGGUGGAUUGGGUGGAUCAAUCUACCGUUAUCCGCCAUCGGACUCGUUCUUUCAAUCUUCUUUCUAAGGCUGAAAGCCAUUGACCAACCCCUUCAAGAGAAGUUGCGUCGUCUUGAAUGGGGUGUACUCGUCCUGUUCACUACUGGCUGUACAUUGUUUGCCUCGCCCGUGCCCUGGGCCGGUGCUAUGUUCCCGUGGUCCUCGUACCAAACGCUAGUUCCCUCUUUUUUCCCCUACCGGAUCUUUAAGGGUCGGACUGCUUCUUUGACCCUUUUUGUAAGCUUCCUUCACGGCAUCGCCAAUUACAGUAUCACCUUGUAUAUUCCCUUAUUCUUCCAGGCCAUCUACCUCGAAGCGCCAUUGCCAGCUGCUGUCCUGACUCUUCCCGUUUGCUUCCUAGCCAUCGGUACUGCGGUCAUAGCUGCCGUCGUAGUCGAGGUAUUGCGCAGGUACCGGCUUGUGAUUCUUAUCAGCUGGAUCUUCAUGGCCUCCUUUCAAGUCGUCCUCGGGAUUAGAAUCGGCGCCUUCUGGUCCGUUCUGAACCUCCCUUUGCAAGCGAGCAUGGAAAAUGUCGACGAUAUGGGCCUGGCGGCGGGAAUCUUGUGCUCUUUUCGUCUCUUUGGUGGGCUUAUAGGGCUGGCAUUGUCGUCCACAAUAUUCAACACGAUUUUUAUGGACAGAAUUAAGGCCUUGGGUCCUCUUCAAGGUGAGCUAGCUGUUUUAGGCGAUAUACAAGAAGCAGUUGGUUUUAUACCGCUCCUAAGACACAUUGAAACAUCCGCCAAGCUAUUAGACAGGGUCAUUGAAGCAUAUAGGAUAUCAAUAUUUGGAUUUAUUAAGGAAAAGUCGCUGGAACGGGAAGAGCUAGAGAGACAGCAUUUUAAAGAGAACAAUCAGGAACUAAAUCAAUAA